This is a messenger RNA of Syngnathus typhle (broad-nosed pipefish), 2220 nucleotides long. RefSeq names its product tubulin monoglycylase TTLL3-like. The record is from RefSeq and is a predicted model, not a curated record. Gene Ontology annotation, biological process: cilium assembly; cilium movement; protein polyglycylation. Gene Ontology annotation, cellular component: cilium. NCBI's taxonomy places the organism in Eukaryota, Metazoa, Chordata, Actinopteri, Syngnathiformes, Syngnathidae. Gene Ontology annotation, molecular function: protein-glycine ligase activity, initiating.
UCAGACAUGGCACCAGUUGAGAUUAAUGUACGUUGUAGCUAUCCAUCUACCAAGCUGGAAAAGAUGAGAGCAGCAAAAGCCCUCGUAGAGAAAGCAAUCAAGGCGCAGAAAGUGUUUUCAGUGCAGGGGUGCUAUCCUGUGAUUCGUGCCGGUUUACGUGCCAGAGGGUGGGUGGAACGUUAUUUGCCCAACGUAGGCUGUGAUUCGCCUCGCUGCCAGAGCGAUAAGGACAAGGAUGAAGAUGACGGCAGCAUUGGAGCAAAAAAUAAUGGUGAAACGAAAGAUCACUUAUAUUACUCAACGAGAGGCGAUGGCGGUGAGCAAGAUGACCUUGACAAAAUGUAUGAGUUUAUGUCUCGCCUUGUUCGGAAUGCAAGGAUUUCUUUCUACUGGAGCUCCUGUUACGACGCCAGCCGUUGUCGCUCCUUUGGACGGGAUCAAAUAACCAACCACUAUGCCAACACUCAAACCUUCACCACCAAGGUGGGCCUCUGCGUGAACCUGCGUAACCUAAAAUGGUAUGACACCGAAGACCCCGACGCCUUCUUUCCGAGAUGUUACAGGCUUGGGGCUGAUGAAGAAAGAGCUGCAUUCAUUGAUGACUUCAGAAGGACAGCGUGCAGCAGUCUGCUGAAGCACGUGGUGGAGAUGAGCAUGACGACAAAAGGGGAGACGCAAAACGAGGAGGGGGAGGAUAAAGCCGUCAUCGCCACUGUCAGUGCAGAAGUGAUCGAUACGGCCUUGCAGAGGUGUCAGGAGUAUCUUAGUGUCGUAGCGCACAGCGACAUUGAUGUAAUUGGGAAACCUCCCCCUUGCAUGGAGCAAAAUCAAUGGAAUUGCUUUCUCCAAAACUACUACUUGGUUGUGCAUGAAGGAGCAUUGAUCAGAAGUAGUGCUGCUUUUGUGGAACGCUGCCAAGCCAUGUUGGUCCGAAUGAAGGAAGUCUGUCCUCAGACGGACAUUGAUGGAGUCAAUAACAUCUGGAUUAUAAAACCAGGUGCAAUGUCCAGAGGAAGAGGUAUUGUCUGCAUGAAUCGCUUAGAUCAGAUUUUAGCUCUGGUAGAGUCAGACAGAGCAUUUGUGAAAGAUAGCAAGUGGGUGGUUCAGAAGUACCUGGAAGGUCCUCUCUUGAUCAAUGGAACCAAGUUUGAUCUGCGUCAGUGGUUUCUCGUCACUGACUGGAACCCCCUGACUGUGUGGUUCUAUAAGGAGUGCUACCUGAGGUUCUCAACUCAGCCCUACUCGACAAAAAAACUUGAUAGCUCAGUCCAUUUGUGCAACAAUGCCAUCCAGAAGCACUUCCAGCCAUCAAAUAAACGGCAUCCAAGCGUCCCCAUGGACAACAUGUGGUCCAGCUCCGACUUUGAGGAUUUUCUGGAGAAGCAGGGCCGUGGGGAACAGUGGGACACAGUGGUGGUCCCGGGUAUGCAGCAGGCUGUGGUCCACGUCUUACAGACGGCGCAGGACCUGGUGGAGCACCGCAAAGCGACUUUUGAGUUAUACGGUGCUGAUUUCAUGUUGGGGAAUGAUCUGAGGCCUUGGCUCCUUGAAGUCAACACCAAUCCCACCAUGGCCUGCACCAGCAUCGUCACAGCUCGCCUAUGCCCCGCCGUGCAGUUGGACACUCUGAAGGUGGUGCUGGACAGACGGAACAACCCCAACGCCUUUACGGGAGGCUUCCAGUUGAUCUACAAACAGCCUGCAGUUGAACCCCCGAAGUUUUGUGGAGUGAGCCUUCUAGUUGAAGGAAACCACAUCAAGAAACCUAAAUCUACAAAGCGCAGAUCAAGGCUUAGUUCUACUAGGUCUCGCUUGACCCAGUCUUCCAAGGGUAGUGAAAUUAUGAGUAAAGAGCAAGUGAAGUCAUGCGAGACGGAACAAGAGAAGAAGUCCCGUCCUGAGAAAAAGAAGACCCCUUCUCCAAGAAAAGAAAAUCAGGAAAGAGAGGCGGUCCACAGUGCCGAUUUGGUGUCAGAACAACAUGCGGUGGGGGACCACCCUGAAGCCAGGAAGAGAUCCCAAUGUUUGAGUCGGAAUUAUGGCAGCAGAGGAACCCCACUUGCCCAACGCAGCACCCGCCCUUGCAGUGUUUCACCUGUAUGUAAAUCUCCAAUUAAACCAAAUCUGCGGAGGUCCUUCCUUCCUGGGAACUCCGAGCCUUGUCACCGGCCCCAAUAUGCAACUUCUUUCAGUGCAGAUCAGCUCCCCGUCCUGUGGUGA